Molecule: messenger RNA, 1070 nt
Organism: Drosophila kikkawai
Lineage: Eukaryota; Metazoa; Arthropoda; Insecta; Diptera; Drosophilidae
Gene: Rtnl2
Product: Rtnl2
Cellular component (GO): axon; endoplasmic reticulum membrane
Source: RefSeq, a predicted model, not a curated record
GAUUCAAUAAAUGUAUAGCCCAAGUGGGCUUUUAAAAUCAAUUUUUGAGUGUCAAAAAACUAUUUAAUACGAGACCUUGGUGCAAUUGUCAAACUAUAAAAAUGUUUUUUGAGUCCUGUAUAAUAUUAUGGAUAUUGCUCUCAUUUUUACAUCGUUUUAAGGAUAUAUCGUCACCUGUGCCCGUUACUGAAAAUAUGAAGUUGGAAAUUAUGGAUUCCAAGAUUUCGAAGCCGGCUAAGGCCUCAAGCAUGCUUUUCUCGACGGUUAAGGAUCUUCUGCUGUGGCGCAACUUCCGCCUGACGCUGAUAGUAUUCACAACCGUGGUGAUCCUGCUGCUUGACAUCAUGGCGCACUCGGUGAUCAGUGUAAUUAGCAUGGCAGGCAUCACUGUUCUCCUGGCAGCUGUCGCAUAUCGCAGUUUUUGCCAGUUUUCAAAAUGGAGGACGAGUGGAGUCCAGGAUGAGGUCAGGCGUCUGUAUCCGCAAGUUAAGAUUGAUAUUCCCCGAGAGGAGACCAUGCGACUAGCGGGAGUUGCCGUGGAUCAUCUUAACAAGGGCUUAAACCGCAUUAUUGGACUGAUACUGGUGGAGAGCUGGGAGGACUCCCUGAAAUGCCUGGCCAUGCUAUGUGGCAUUAAUUUGCUGGGGGAUUGUUUGAACGGAAUAACAUUGCUUUUAUUUGGACACAUAUUACUUUUUACCCUACCCAAAGCUUACGAGUGGUACCAACCCCUCAUCGAUGCUCAGCUGCAAAAAUUCUGUAAAUUCAAGAAGCAGGACAAGAAGACACCCGAAACUAUGACUGGAAACACAGAUAACCUCGCCAAUAUGCAGCGUAAGGAAGAGGAGUCCAGUGAUGCCAACAUGUUCUAUAAGGUCUGCGAGAAUGAGAAGCUAUUCGAUCUCCUGGAGGAGGAGCACCGCAAGGGCUGCCAAUGUCGUGACUGCGAGCAACAGGAUCUUCCCAUCGAGGCGCACUAAACGGCAUUCAAUUUUCCGAAAUUCCCUUGAAGUUUAUGUUCAAAAUUUGCGUUGUGCCAAUACAGUUGUUUUGUUUCGUACAGUUGGCAA